UUGCACUGGACUAUCACGCGCUUAUCACGAUAAAAUCAUCGUAAUCACUAAUCGCGCAGUCGUCCUCUGUUUUCGUGUCGGUUUUGGCGAAUACUGUGAUUCCGCGUAAUAUACAAGACCGUCAAUCGUUUCCUCGGUGCGUACAGAAUACGUACGAUCGACCCGAACAUUGCAUUGCCAUGUUGUAAGCAAAUUUUAGUUUUUCCGUUAACAAUACGUUCGUCAAUCGCAAUAUUUGACCAUGUUCUCCGACCGCCGCCGCACUGCCUUGUACUUUUUGUUGAUGACGACGCUGAUUGUUCAAGUAACGGCAAAGAUCCAUACGCUGAAGAUUGAAGACGAUGAUCGACGUUAUAUAGCGUUGACCACAUUUGGAUUUUAUAAUGGUGGCAUUUUGGAAGUUGAAAUCAAAAAUUUUCACUUGCCUCUCAAUAAAUUAAACGAAACUCACGGAUUAUUGUUGGAAAAAUCAAUUUUUGACGAAGGAAAUCCUUAUGUCGAUUUCCAACAAGAAAUAUGUCCUAUAGAAUCGCCGAGUAAUGUAUACGAAACACGUAAAAAUUCUAACCUUGCCAUUUUCAAGUUUAAUUUCAUUAGUAAUAAAGUUAUAGUUAGCUGUUCAUCUUCUAUGGAACCAUUUUAUUUAUUCAAAGAUAUGAAUGAUUUAAAAAAACAUCAGGAGAUUGGUUUUGAUGAUACUGAAACAACCUGUAGUGACAUGACUUUACCAAUAUUCAACAGUGAGGAUCCAUACUAUUUCAAUUUAAGUUUUGUUGUAUAUGUGAAAGAAAAGUCAAAUCAAGGAUUGUAUAAUUUAUACUAUCAUAACUGUCCAAAUUAUGCUAUUUUUCCAAAGUCUAGACAAAGUUUUAUGGUAACUAUUACUGAAAGCAAUGCCAAAGGAAAUUAUUUAUCUGCAGGGGACAUACCAUUGCCAUCAUUUUAUUUUUCUAUGUCGAUUAUAUACUUUAUGGCUGGUGUUUUAUGGGUUUAUUUUUUGUAUAGAACCACUUACCCUGUAUAUAAAAUACACUACAUGAUGGCUUUAUUAGUGUUCCUAAAAUCAGCUACUCUGUUUUUUCAUGGUUUGGAUUUCCAUUUUAUUCAAAUCAAAGGACAGCACAUUGCUCCGUGGGCCUUUAUCUUCUAUACAAUUCGUUUGCUUAAGGGAUCAGUUUUGUUCAUAACAAUUGUUCUUAUUGGUACUGGUAUGACAUUUGUCAAACAUGUAUUGUCUGAUAAAGACAAAAAUAUAUUCAUGAUUGUUAUACCUUUGCAAGUAUUAGCUAAUGUAGCAUAUGCUAUUAUUCAAGAAUCAGAAGAAGGAGAUGUACAGCACAAUGCUUGGUUGGAUUUGUUUUUACUUGUUGAUUUCAUGUGCUGUGCUGCGAUAUUAUUUCCUAUCCUUUGGUCUAUUCGUCAUUUACAAGAAGCAUCACAAACAGAUGGUAAAGCUGCAAUUAAUUUACGGAAACUCAAAUUAUUUCAACAGUUUUAUGUUAUGCUUGUUUCUUAUAUCUAUUUCACACGCAUAUUAAUCUACAUGCUUAGAAUGACUGUUCCAUUUCAUUUGCAAUGGCUUAAUGAAUUCUCCAAAGAAACUGCAACAUUUGUAUUCUUUGUGAUGACGGGUUAUAAAUUCCGCCCGACAAAUGCAAAUCCUUACUUUCAAGUAGCAUCUGAUGUUGAUGAUGAUGAUACAGAUAUUGUAAUUAGUCACUUUGGCUCUGGUGUAAACAACCGAUCUAGAAAGAAAGCAAGUACUGGUGGGGAAACUGCCGAAGAUGAAAUCAUGCUUAUGGAAUCAUCAUCGUGAUAUAUUAGUUAUAUUUCUGUGAUACCAAGACUGAUCCAAUCGAUCCAUGAACCUUUUCCAUAUGCUCUAGUCUUUCUUUUAAGAUAAGACAAAACUUUUCCGUCUGUACAAAUUUUUUCUCAAUUGUCGCACAAAGUUGUAUUUGUAUAUUUAUACAUGUACUCAAUAAAUGUAAUUUGAUCACUUUGUUACAUAAUUAUCUCAUGUAAAGUAUGAUGUUUAUUGGAUUUUGUUUUAUUUAUUUAUUUUUUCUAAUGUAAUUUAUUUUAGCUUAAGUCUAAAAAAUUUGUUCCUUAGGCGUUGUUACUGUGUAUUAUAUUUUUAUUAUGAAUUAAUAAUUAUCAUUGUUAAAACGUCAAUGAUUAAUGCAAUAAAGAUACAGGAACGUUAUUUUAUUGUAUGAAAUAGAACUUAUUGUUAUAAUAUUACUUUUAAUGGUGUAUGAUCGAAUUUAACUAUAAUGACUAUAAUGAAUACACAAAUAAUUUAUUUUAUGUCUACCAUUUACUAUGUUUAAUAUUUUAGAUUCCUUGGCCAACUGUCGACUUGGGGAGCUUUUUCCAUAAAUUUAAAUUUUAAAAUUUUGACAUUAAGGUAAAAACUUUAAUUGUAUUCA
Sipha flava (yellow sugarcane aphid) is the source of this 2432-nucleotide messenger RNA. Its product is annotated as protein GPR107. The coding region runs from base 242 to 1816 and encodes 524 amino acids. Gene Ontology annotation, cellular component: Golgi apparatus; membrane. The transcript is spliced from 13 exons. The record is from RefSeq and is a predicted model, not a curated record. NCBI's taxonomy places the organism in Eukaryota, Metazoa, Arthropoda, Insecta, Hemiptera, Aphididae. Gene Ontology annotation, biological process: transport.